AUGGAAGACCAUGGACAGAACCUAAGGAAAAGACACAAUGUUUUUGGUGUGUUCGUGGAUAAAUCACUUGGUUACCCAUCUUCUGGUGCAGAUAACCAUGACCCCAAGAAGCUUAAACCCAAUUCUGAAGCCCCUUUAUCAACUAUAGACCAACAAGCCCCUGCCUUACCCUUUCCCAAUAUAUUGGCUUCAGCUUUUAAGGAAAACACCACGGAUGGUAUCAAAUUUCAACUCUUUGUGAGCAAAUCUUAUAGUGCAUCCACUUCCACUUCCCCUCCACCAGUAUACACAUUGAAAGUCACAAGUGCUUCAAACACCAAUGCGGAAAUCGAACGUGCAGGGAACAUAGCUGAUGGAGGAGUAGCACCAGUGUUGACUGAAACGAGAAUGGUAGCUGAGGGUCAAUUUAUGCUACGCACUAGGCUCUAA
This is a messenger RNA of Sphenostylis stenocarpa, 429 nucleotides long. NCBI's taxonomy places the organism in Eukaryota, Viridiplantae, Streptophyta, Magnoliopsida, Fabales, Fabaceae. The record is from the annotation of a GenBank genome assembly.